AUGGAUGUGAUUCUGGCCGACAUUGACUCCCUGGUUCCCACUCAUGAUGAAGGUGGUCGGCCAAUAGCAGAGUGGAAGCGUCAGGUGAUGGUGCGGCAGCUGCAGGUCAGACUGCAGGAUGAAGAGGAGCAGAGGAGACAGAACAUGACUAAUGGCUACUCGUCAGUAGAUGGUUGGAGAUAUUCCCAGACCCACAAUGCAGUUUUGGGGCCUUUUGGUGAACUACUAACCGAAGAGGACUUAAUUUACCUGCAGAAGCAGAUCGAGAGCGUCUCCCUGCAGAAACGCUGCCAGGCCUAUGAGCUGGAGCUAACCAGGCUGACAGAGGAGCUGAGGGCCAUUUUACCCGACCCUAUCGUAAACAUUUCCCUGAACAAAGAAAUCCUGCAGGAGAUGGACGCAGAAGGACGCCUGACUUUACAAAUGUGGUGCAGUCGUUUCUCGGAGAUGGUCAAGAAUAUGUCGCUGCUUGUGUCUAAUUUGACCCAAACCACAGAAGAAGGUCAUGAGAUACAGAUGGUAGAAGGCAUGGUGGAGGGCAUGAAGGGACUGCAAGGCAUAAGAGACAGAUUAGGAAUUGAUUCAAGCCAGGAUUUGACACAAGACAGACAAGAGACAAUGAGAGCAGAUGUGGGGACUUCAAGUGGGUGUAGGAUACCGCACAUAGGGAUGGCAUCAGCUUUCAGCCAUCGUCUGGAGACCAACAGUUACAGCAGAGCUCGAAGGGAGAGGGUAGAAAAGGAGAUCCAACAGUCAGGCGUAUCAGUAAGGAGUCUUAGAUCCAACUUUGAGAGUCAGAUUGGUGGUAUUUACCCCUUCGCUGGUAUUCUCAAAGAAGGCCACAUGUUGAAGAACCAGGUAGUUGUUAAUAACCUGAACACAGGUGAAAUGAACCACUGCAACACUCCCAACAAAUCUGUGAUGGAGACCACCAGCUUAAGGAAAGAGCGCAUUGUGGUUCUGUUUCUGAGCCACUGGAAGAAGUCCGCAUAUGCUAUUUCGUUGAAAACAGCCAGACUGAAACAGGGACAUCAGGGAGUGUCCGGAAGAUCAACAGCGGCAUCACCACAGCAGAAAAUCACCUCCAUGUUUCAGUUCUGCCAACAAAAAGGAGCUGUAGACAGGAUGUUAAACUCCUGGAAGACUAAAUUAGAACUUAAAGAAACAGAAAACUCAAGUGUGCCCCCCUCUGACUUCACACAAGUGGUUUACUCCCCAGAGCAAUUCCUUCCAGAAGUGGACGGUGUUGCAGCGACCUAUGAAAGCCUAACCCUUGAUCUAUUCAUGCUGGGAUACUUUCACAUCUUAGAGCAGCAGUUGACACCUGAAGAGAGAAAAAUGAGGCAUCUUUUAUGCUUUGAAGUUUUUGACCAUGUUGGAAGUUUCCCCUGGGAAACAGUAAGAGACUUUCACAAAGCAGUUCUCAAGGAAAUUCAGGCCGGAAGGCGACAGUGGAGCGAUGGUUUUGAGGACAUCAAAGCUCAUUUCUUUGGUAACUCGAAACCACGCUGCUGCCCAUCAUCAUCCCCAUCAUCAUCAUCCCCGCUGUUGUUGCAGGACUCCAGAUUAGUACCCAAGGUAAUAGUUCAAACUGCUACUCCAGAUGAGUGUGUGAGUGACACAGACUUCUCAUGUUUCAACAACGAAGACAUUUGUAAAUAUAUUGAUCGCAGCUUUGCUUUCUGGAAAGAGAAGGAGGCAGAGCUGUUUGACUUUGACCCUUCAUCUAAAGGUUAAAUGGGACAAUUUGGCAGAAAAUGACAUGUUAAUGUGUU
Sphaeramia orbicularis (orbiculate cardinalfish) is the source of this 1775-nucleotide messenger RNA. Its product is annotated as espin-like protein. Gene Ontology annotation, cellular component: cytoplasm. The coding region runs from base 1 to 1737 and encodes 578 amino acids. The record is from RefSeq and is a predicted model, not a curated record. The transcript is spliced from 2 exons. Gene Ontology annotation, biological process: actin filament bundle assembly. NCBI's taxonomy places the organism in Eukaryota, Metazoa, Chordata, Actinopteri, Kurtiformes, Apogonidae. Gene Ontology annotation, molecular function: actin filament binding.